AAUGAAACCAUGCAGCAAAAUAACAGUGUAUAUGAGUUUAUCCUCUUAGGAUUGACACAGGAUCCUGACAAACAGAAUAUGAUUUUUAUAAUUUUCUUCAUUUUCUACAUGGGAACUGUGGUAGGUAAUCUGCUUAUUAUUGUGACCAUAAAGUGCAGCCGGACACUUGGGAGCCCCAUGUACUUCUUCCUAUUUUAUUUGUCCCUUGCCGAUUUCUGCUUUUCAACAUCCAUUGCCCCGAGGCUAAUAGUAGAUUCUCUCCGAGUGAAAAAAGCCAUAUCUUACAAUGAAUGCAUGACUCAAGUGUUUGCACUCCAUUUAUUUGGUUGCAUGGAGAUCUUUGUCCUGAUCCUCAUGGCAGCUGAUCGCUAUGUGGCCAUCUGCAAGCCAUUGCGCUACCCAACCAUCAUGAGCAGGCACAUCUGCGUCAUCCUGAUUGUUUUUGCCUGGAUAGGGUCUUUUAUACAUUCUGCAGCUCAGAUUGUACUGGCUUUGAGGUUGCCUUUCUGUGGCCCGAAUUUGAUUGACCAUUAUUGCUGCGACUUACAGCCUUUGCUGAAACUUGCAUGUAUGGACACUUACAUGAUCAACUUGCUCUUGGUAUCUAACAGUGGGGCCAUUUGCUCCAGCAGUUUUGUGCUUCUCAUGAUCUCAUAUUUUGUGAUCCUGCACUCACUGCGUAACCACAGUGCAGAAGCCAGGAAAAAAGCUCUGUCCACCUGCACUUCUCACAUCAUUGUAGUCAUCUUAUUCUUUGGUCCUUGCAUCUUCAUAUACACACGCCCUCCAACCACUUUCCCCAUGGACAAGAUGGUGGCGGUAUUUUACACUAUCGGAACUCCCUUUCUCAACCCUCUCAUCUAUACACUGAGGAAUGCAGAAGUGAAGAGCGCCAUGAGAAAGUUGUGGCAUGUCAAAAUUAUGUCAGAAAUCAAGAGGUGA
Erinaceus europaeus (western European hedgehog) is the source of this 942-nucleotide messenger RNA. RefSeq names its product olfactory receptor 4C11. Gene Ontology annotation, cellular component: membrane. Gene Ontology annotation, biological process: G protein-coupled receptor signaling pathway. Gene Ontology annotation, molecular function: olfactory receptor activity; G protein-coupled receptor activity. Bases 10 to 942 code for a protein of 310 amino acids. NCBI's taxonomy places the organism in Eukaryota, Metazoa, Chordata, Mammalia, Eulipotyphla, Erinaceidae. The record is from RefSeq and is a predicted model, not a curated record. The transcript has a single exon.